This is a messenger RNA of Salvelinus sp. IW2-2015, 6184 nucleotides long. The record is from RefSeq and is a predicted model, not a curated record. Lineage: Eukaryota; Metazoa; Chordata; Actinopteri; Salmoniformes; Salmonidae.
GAUACUGAUGGCGCCCGACUAGAAUGGAGAAGCAAUUAUCGCGUACAACUUCUUAUACAGUUUGGCGUGUCUACUAAGUCAUAAACAAAUUUAACUCGCAAUACACAAUGGAAGGGGAGAUAGAGGUGGAGAGCAGCAGUGAUGUGGGUCCAUCAGGGUCCGGGAUGGAGGAGCCGUCAGAGAGCGGUAUGGGCAUGGAGUCGUCGGAGGCCAUGUCUGCAGACAGCAGCGACGCAGCUGCACCACACGCCUCCCGCCACCACAGCCAGCACCGCCAUGGGCAUGGGCACGGUCACCAUGGGCACGGUCACCAUGGCCAGGCCCCAGAGUCGGACUGCCACGUGGGACAGAGCUCAGAGGGUAUCCUGGCGUUCCUACCAGAGACCAGCUCCAGUACAGACGUCACCCACCACAGAGCCACCGUCCACCUCCCAGACUCCUCCUCUGUGGCCCAGUCCACCAGCGUCUCCACCGUAACCCAGUCCAUCCUGGUGUCCGGGUCGGCCCAGUGCAGCGGUGUCAGACUGCGGGGCAUGAUGGUGUCUGACUCUACAGCCUCUACCUCCUCAGCUGGAUCAGCCAUAGACAAGAUCAUAGAGUCCACCAUCGGACCUGACAUCAUGAACGGAUGUAUAGCAGUGACCAGUGCAGAGGACGGAGCUGCAGAGACCAGUGAGGGGCAGUAUUUGAUACUACAAGGACCAGACGAUGGGGCCCCUAUGGUAGCCCACAUGUCGUCCUCGGCUCUGUCCAGCCAUCACCGCAUCGCCAUCGAGGCUCUGGGAGAGGGUCCUACCUCCACCUGCCACGACCAGGGGGACAUGCAGGAUAACCUGGAUCCAGACCAGCCCUCUGGGAGUCACUCUCACUCCGGCCACUACCCAGACCAUGAGGACCAGGACAGCCAGCCUCAGCACUCCCACGCGUCCCAGUACAUGGAGUGUAGCGGUGGAGAUGCGGACGGACCUGAUCAGACUGGAGAGUCCUCCUCCUCGUAUGUAGACGAUGAGGAACCCGACCAGACACGUUCCUCCCGCUCCCUCGUCCGGUCCCGUUUCCCUGAGUACGGUAUAGUCGAAAACUCUGGCCAGGACCUAAGGGGCUACGUGGAGUGUAGUGGUAGCGGUGCCCCCGACUCCAACCCCUCGUCCCCUGCCCGCCUACGACACACCCAUUAUAUGGUGGACUGCAGCGCGGGGACGGGGGCGUACCUGGAGUGUGCCGGGGACGAGGAAGAGGAUUCGAUGCAGCACCACUCUCGGAGCUACAUCGACAGCAGCAGCAGUGCUAACCACUCCCAGAGUCACCAAACUCUGUCUAACCACUCCCAGAGUCACCAAACCCUGCGGCAGUAUGUGGAGUCCGGGGCUGCGGUUGCAGAUUCAGAGCAGCCCGGUUGUUCCAACUCCCACUCUCAGAGUCACCAAACCCUGCGGCAGUAUAUGGAGUCUGGGGCUGCAGAUUCGGAACAGCCACGAUGUUACCAAUACCAGGCUGAGGAAGGGCAAGGAGAGGACCCAGACCAGAACUCAGACCAGAACCAGGACCCAGACCAACCACAGCACUCUAACCAGCAGCAGCCUCAGCACUCCCACUACAUGGAGACCACCAGCAGCAGCACUGGCCCAGAAGGCGAGGGUUCCACCACAGACCACCACCACCCCCAGGCAAACACCGCAGACCACCACCACCCCCAGGCAGACACAGCAGACUCAGGCUCAGCAGAUCAUCCAGAGGCUAUGGAGUGUUCUGAGAGCCAGCCUGGCCCUUACAUCAGUAGCAGUGGGACCUACUCCUACCACCCGGAGCCUGAGAUGGAAGAGGCCCUCGAACCUCCAUGGUCACCCAGUUUGGAGAGGCCUUCCAGGGGAGAGGAGGGCGGCGUGGUGGGGGGGUCUGGGGCUCCAGUCGUGGAGGAGGGGGCUGGGAGCGGACCAGGGGUCGCUGUCCCCCACACCAUGGCUGAACUGGAGGAGAUGAUGGAGGUGGUGAUCGUUCAGCAGUUUAAGUGCAAGAUGUGUCCCUACAAGAGCGUCUCCAAAGACACCCUCAUCAACCACAUGAGAGACAGGCACUUCAAAUCCACAGGUGGCCCCCCUCCUAAGAAGCGUGGUCGUGGUCGGCCCAGGCGUAGUGAUACGUUGGCCCGUCAGCAGGCUGAGGUGAAACCAGAGCCCCAGCCCGAGGAGCCAGAGGACGAUGACAUCGUAGACGCUGGGGCCAUCGAUGACCCUGAAGAGGACAGUGACUAUAACCCAGCAGAUGAGGACUGUAGGGGCAGGCAGCCUGCUCUCCUGCGACAACCUGUCCCCCCUCCCUGCUCCUCCUCCUCCUCCACAGACCGCCCCAGACGCAGGGUGGGACGACCCAGGAAGUUCACCUACACAGAGGGCAGCUACAACGGCAAGGAAGCAGUAGCAGACGGGACGUCAAAGCCUAAAGGGAGUGUGGAUCCUCAAGGCUCGGAGGAGGCCAGUUCCUCAGGCCUGGGAAACGGCCCAGGUCCCUUGUCCAAUGGAAACACAGCGGAAGCCGGCAUCAGCCAAUCGGACUCUGAGAACAAAGACCCGUCGUCCAAUGGGAGGCCAGAGGAGCUUUUCCCAAGGAAACGGGGUCGACCCUCCAAGCGGUUCAUCAGAAAGAAAUACAAGAAGUACAUGAACCGCAAGUACUGUAAGUCUCUGAAGCCGCUCCUGAGGCCUCACAGCUGUUGGAUCUGCGGCUCUCGCUUCCUGUCCCAGGAGGACCUGAGGUUCCACGUUGACUCUCACCAAGGAAACGACCCAGAGUGCUUCAAAUGCCUGCAGUGUAACUACCGCUGCAAACGAUGGUCCUCGCUCAAGGAGCACAUGUUAACAUCAGGGGAACAAGCCUUUAAGUGUGAGGAGUGUGACUACAGCAGUGUGUAUAAGAAGGACGUCAUCAGACACUCUGCAAUACACAACAGGACAAGUAUGUACACACACACACACACACACAGGAUGUCAUCAUACUGCAAACACAACAAGACAAGACUCNGGUAUCUAAGGUGUUGUCGUUCCCGUGUCCAGUGUGGUCUGUCUGACUCUCAGCAGGUAUCUAAGGUGUUGUCGUUCCCGUGUCCAGUGUGCCACAGAGUCUACCCCAUGCAGAAGAGACUCACUCAGCACAUGAAGACACACAGUACAGAGAAACCACACAUGUGUGACAAGUGUGGGAAGUCCUUCAAGAAGAGAUAUACGUUCAAGAUGCAUCUCCUCACACACAUCCAGAGUGUUGACAACAGCAGGUUCAAGUGUGAGUUCUGUGACUAUGACUGUGACAACAAGAAGCUCCUGCUCAACCACCAGCUGUCCCACACCAACGACCGGCCCUUUAAAUGUGACUACUGUAAAUACUCCACCUCUAAAGAGGACUUCCUGGUCUCACACCUGGCCAUCAAACACACAGGAGAGAAACCGUUCUCCUGUGAGAUGUGCCACUUCAUGACGAAACACCGUAAGAACCUGCGUCUGCACGUCCAGUGUCGCCACCCGGAGGCGUUUGAGGACUGGAGCGCUACGCACCCUGAGGAGCCCGUCAGGCGGAGGAGGAGACCCUUCUUCACCCAGCAACAGAUAGAGGAACUCAAACAGCAACACGACGACACACCGGGCCUACAGAACACUAUACCUUUCUGUCUGUCACCUCAGGUACAGGUGUUGAAGUCGUCUGACUCCAAUGUUCUAGAAGCAGGCUCCUGGACGGGUGUUACCUCGGCGACGGGGGGAGGGCAAAAAGUAGUGACCUUUCACGUGUCUGAGACCGGCGAGACCCUGGUGCAGGAGGUCCAGGAAGUGCAGGAGGGUUAUGAGGCAGAGACCAAUGAGAAUGGAGAGAUCACCCAGGUGGCCAUCCAGGCCUAUGAGGGGGCAGAAGGCUUCAGUGUGUUGGAACAGGUGGAACAAGCUACAGAGGAGAUCCACAGCACCGGACCUGGAUACAGCAGUGGCGAGGGGAGUCCCCAGCCCAUGGAAGAAGAGGAGGAGGGAACAGAAAUAGUCAGAGAGAAUGGAGAAAAGUACUACCUGUCCUCCGGGCUAGGGGACGGGGUGCUGCAGCAGGUCGAGCUGAGCAGCGAGGCCCCGGGUUCUCCCUCCAUGGUGGGUUCUCCCCAGCAGAACCAGCUCAACCCUAAGAGGUUCUCCUGUCGUAUCUGCAUGGAGUCGUUCCACGGCCGCAGUGAUAUGGAGAACCACAAGAGGGCCCACAUCGACCCCUCCACCUUCAAGUGUCCCGACUGUGACUUCACUGCCUCGUCCUGGCCAGACGUCAAGGUUUAACCGUAAUGGCCACCUCAAGUUCCARAUGGAGCGACUCCACAGCCAGGAACCUCCGACAAAGAAGAGCCGCUCUGGUGCAGGCUCCCAGCAGACCGUCAUAGUUAACAGUGAUGAGGAGGCUCUCGCCACYCUACAGUCAGCUCUGCAGGCAGGACAGACUAUCAGUCCAGAGCAGCUACAACAGGCCUUGGGUCAGGACCACAUCAUAGUGUCCCAGGAACAAGGCCUGGGUCAGGACCACAUCAUAGUGUCCCAGGAACAAGGCCUGGGUCAUGGGGUUCCUCCUUCGCUCUCUUCAUUAUUUCAGGGUUUGUUCACUCUCCUUCGCCCUCCCAGGUCUAAUUCUCCUCCUUCGCCCUCCCAGGUCCAGUAUAUCAUCUCUCAGGAUGGAGUCCAACACUUCCUACCUCAGGAGUACGUGGUGCUAGCAGACGGGAACCACAUCCAGAUGUCAGAUGGCCAGAUCAUCCAGUAUGAGCAUGAUGGGGCCUUCCUGCAGGAGCAACAGAUUGCUCUGAGUCAUGACGGGCAGAUCCAGUAUCUUCCCAUCAGUUCAGAACAACAGAUAGUCAGUCCUGAGGACCUGGAGGUUGUUGAACAUUCUGCCGUUACUGCGGUCGCAGAUGCAGCCUUACAACAGACCCAGACGGUUUAUACAGAGGCCACACAAGAACAGCUGGAGCAGCUACAACAGCAGGGAAUCCAGUAUGACGUCAUCACCUUCACCGAUGAGUAGAGACCCUCUGUCGGACGGACGGAAGUCGGGAGGGAUGGCUCGCUGUGAUUGCGGACUUGUCUCCUAGUAUGAUGUCUACUAUUGGCUGCCUGAUGACCGUAUGUAGUGCAGGACCAGUACGGUGGAACCACGAUGACCAGUGACCUCCAGCGUGGUUCGACAGGAUCGGCCUGAGCGAGACUGCAGAGAAUCUACAAAUCAUCGUGUAAAAUCAUCCCAAACAGCUACUCGUUAUGCGAUCAAGAUUGAUCAAAUCUGGGCAGGGUCUUGCCUAGGUCCAUCCCCUAGAACACACUGGUCUACUCUCUCUGCCGUGCUUCAGAUACCCAGGACACACUGCUCUACUCUAGGAGCUCUGCCGUGCUUCAGAUACCCAGGACACACUGCUCUACUCUAGGAGCUCUGCCGUGCUUCAGAUACKCAGAACACACUGCUCUACUCUAGGAGCUCUGCCGUGCUUCAGAUACCUGGGAUGAUAGAAACAGCACUAGAGAGGAUUUUAGUGGCUGGUAGAUCUAUCACUCAUAGUGGGAGUGUUGAAUAGAUGAACUCUCACUGUUAUGUAGAUCUAUAAACAGAAGCUUUUGUAAAUUCUAAAUAUUCUACCCGUCGCUUCUAAGUUAAUCAAUAGGGGCUGAUGUACAUUAAAGAACAAAGUUACACACGGUUGGAUGAUCUAGUCUGUGUCUGAAAUGCCACCCUAUUCCCUACAUAGUACACUACUUUUGACCAGGGCCCUUCAAAAGUAGUGCACUAAAUAGGGAAUAGUUUGCCAUUUUGGUACGUAGGCGUACUCUGUAAUUAUUUAAGAUCUGCGGUUUCCUCAACACCUGCUUUGACUUGCAAGACAAUGUCACGAAAGAAGAAAUUAAAAUGGCUGAUAUGUUUUAGAAUAAAGCACAGCUUCCAAUGGGAUGUUUAGUUUUGAAUGGGAAAGGACUGUGUGAAGACUGCCUCUGGAGGAUCGGAGGACUGUCAGACUACAGGGUUGAUUGUGAUUUGUGGUUUAAAAGGAGUGGUUAAUCAUUUGGUAAUUUGUACAUAUCUUUUUGCAUAUGAAGCAUUUUUUUCCCAUGACUUGCUUAAAUGAAAAUCGCAGAAUAAGCUAAAAGCUGAUGCCAAAUAAAUCACAACAUUUACAUGUGAA